AUUUUUUGUAUAUUUAUUUUUAAAAUAUGUCCAUAAAGAAUGAUGAAACACAAUGUCCUUGCACAAUCAAAGAUUCGAAGAAGGAAGAACUUUCUUUUCUCCUUCCAUCCUUUCCAAAACAAAAUGACAAAGAACCAGGUAAGGAAGACUUAAAUGCUAUGUCUUUUUAUGCUAUUAACAAUGAUAAAAGAAGAAUUUAUAUUCAGAGCUUGGAAUCACUGGCGCUUCCACAAGAAUACAAGUGGUAUUGGAUAGACAUGGCAGAAGAUUUAGCAGCUCGGAGAUUUAUAAAACCUGGUAGUCAUAAAGAUAAAGGCCUUGCAGUUUUUACUAGUGGAGGUGAUUCUCAAGGAAUGAAUGCAGCAGUUCGAGCAGUUGUUAGAAUGGGUAUUUAUCUUGGAUGUAAAGUUUUCUUUAUUAAAGAAGGCUAUCAGGGUAUGGUAGAUGGUGGAAAAAAUAUUCAAGAAGCUACUUGGUCAUCCGUUUCUUCUAUCAUACAUAAAGGUGGUACAAUAAUAGGAUCUGCUCGAUGUCAUGACUUUGAAGAUCACGCUGGUCGCAAAAAAGCUGCAAAAAAUUUAGUAAAACUUGGAAUAAGUAAUUUAGUUGUAAUAGGUGGUGAUGGUUCACUUACUGGUGCAAAUCUAUUUAAGGAAGAAUGGUCAACCUUAUUAAAAGAAUUAGCUGAAGAAGGAGAAAUUACAAUAGACCAAGUAGAAAAAUAUGAACAUUUACACAUUGCUGGCUUAGUGGGAUCUAUUGAUAAUGAUUUUUGCGGAACUGACAUGACUAUCGGUACUGAUUCUGCGUUACAUCGUAUUAUCGAAAGUAUCGAUGCUAUUGUUAGUACAGCAUAUUCCCAUCAAAGAACAUUCAUAAUGGAAGUUAUGGGUCGGCAUUGCGGGUAUUUGGGAAUUGUGGGUGCUUUAGCGGCAGAAGCAGAUUUUGUUUUCUGUCCAGAAUCACCUCCUCCUGCUGACUGGCCUGAUAAAUUAUGUAAAAAAUUGGGGCAGGAAAGACUUAUGGGACAACGACUUAAUAUUAUAAUUGUAGCUGAAGGUGCAUUAGAUAGAAAUGGUGAACCAAUUACUGCUGAAAAAAUUCAUAAAGUUGUUGUAGAAAAGCUACAACAAGAUACAAGAAUUACUGUUCUUGGUCAUGUUCAAAGAGGUGGUAAUCCAUCUGCUUUUGAUAGAGUUUUGGGCUGUCGAAUGGGAGCAGAAGCAGUAAUGGCAUUAAUGGAAGCAAAACCAGAUACUGAAGCAUGUGUUGUUACAUUAAAUGGCAAUCAAGCUGUAAGAUUACCUCUUAUGGAAUGUGUUCGACGUACUAAGGGAGUAGCAAAAGCUAUGGCCGAUAAAAAUUGGAAUCUUGCAGUUCAACUUCGUGGAAAGGGAUUUGCUCGUAAUUUGGAAACAUAUAAAAUGUUGACCCGUCUGAAAGCACCUAUAGAAUGUACCAAUCCCAAUAAGGAAAGUAACAGUCCCACAUUAACAAAGCAAUUCACUUUGUAUGGACAAAGUUGCCAUUAUACAUUAGGUGUAAUACAUAUUGGUUCACCUUCUUGUGGUAUGAAUGCCGCUGUGCGUUCUUUUGUUAGAAAUUGUAUUUAUCGAGGAGAUAAGGUUUAUGGUAUUUGUGACGGAAUCUUGGGUCUUAUAACUGGAAAAUUUAAAUUAUUGGAUUGGCCUUUUGUCACUGGUUGGGUAUCACAAGGUGGUGCUCUUUUAGGAACUAAACGUGCUCCACCAAAAGAGGAUCAGUUAACACAGAUUGCUCAGAGACUUAAAGAAUAUGAAAUUCAAGCUCUACUUAUUGUAGGAGGAUUUGAGGGUUAUCAAACAGGACUUACUUUUAUUAAUGCUAGAGAUAAAUUUGAAGAAUUUCGAAUUCCUAUUGCAAUGAUUCCGGCAACUAUUAGCAAUAAUGUUCCAGGAACUGAAUUUUCAUUAGGAUGUGAUACUGCUUUAAAUGAAAUUACGGAGAUCUGUGAUCGAAUCCGUCAGUCUGCACAAGGUACAAAGCGUCGAGUAUUUAUUAUUGAAACUAUGGGUGGAUAUUGUGGUUAUUUAGCUACUUUGGCUGGAUUAGCUGGUGGAGCUGAUGCAGCAUAUAUUUUCGAGGAAAAGUUUAAUAUUAAAGAUUUAAAUCAAGAUGUUAUUGCAAUGGCUGCUAAAAUGUCUGAAGGUGUACAGAGAGGUCUUAUUUUAAGAAAUGAAAAUGCAAAUUUAAAUUAUAGUACAGAUUUUAUGCAAAGACUUUUUAGUGAAGAAGGAAAAGGCCUCUUUAGCUGUAGAAUGAAUAUUAUUGGUCAUAUGCAGCAAGGAGGUUCACCAACUCCAUUUGAUCGAAAUUUGGGCACAAAAAUGGGUUCUAAAGCAGUUGAAUGGUUUAGUGAACAACUAAAAAAAAAUACUGAUGCUAAUGGUAAAGUAACAGCAAUGGAUGCUGAUAGUGCAGUUAUGAUUGGUAUUGUGCGACAACAUUAUAAAUUUACACCAUUCGCAGAACUUCUUGAAAUGACGGAUUUUGAACAUCGCAUUCCAACAUAUCAAUGGUGGAUGAAAUUACGACCAUUACUUAAAGUUUUAGCAAAACACGAGUCUACAUAUGAGGAAGAAGGUCUUUAUAUCACUGUAGAAGAAAUGGAUGUUGAUAAUGAUUCUCUUGUAUAAAUUACAAAUGUUUGCAGUAAAAGGUAAUGUUCCAUAUACACUAUUCAUAGUAGAUUUUGUUAGUAUUGUAUGACAUUACAAUAAUUAUUUUGCGUUGAUAUUUAUGAGAGAAAAAAUAUCAAACUUUGGAUAUACAAUCAUAGAAUUUAAUAUUCUGCAAACAUUAGUAGGUUAACAUGAAAUCAGAAUGUAUCAUGCACACACGUAUCGUUUAUACAUUCAAUUACAUAAUAAUAAAAUGCGCGCUAAUAACUAAUCUUUUUAAUGUAAAUUGUUUUAAUAAAUAGUAAAUUAUUUCAUAUUAUUGCUAUAAUCACAAAAUAUAGAUUAAUAUUUUGUUCAAAAAAAUAUAAUUAUAUAUUUUGAUUGCGGUUUAAAAUUAAGUAAGAAGUAGGUACAAAUAUAGUACCUGAAAUAUGAAGGUAAGCUAUAUUUUAGUAAUAUAAGAAAAUGAAGAUGAAACAUUUAAAAAUUCCUAGAUAAAAAUUGAAAAUUAUAUUCUUAUUUACAUUGAAUGUUAUUAGAAUAUAUAAGCGUGAGAAAACAUCGAAAAAUAGAAUAAACAAAAAUAUAAAUAUUAACAUAUAAAACAUUUAAAUGUUAUAAUAUAGUAAAGAAGCAUUCGAUAUAACGAUUAUAUAUGAAUAUAAUGAUAAAAAUGAAUACAAUUAAUGACGUUUAUCUCUCGAUACGACAUUUGAAUGCAAUAGCUUCAAAUCUUAGAUUUUAUGAACAUUUUAAUAUAUUUGAUAUCGGAUUUUAUCCUCAUCUAUUUAAAAAUUUAAAAAUUUGAUCAAUCACAAUAAUUAUAUUGCAAUUGUAUGAAUCUUAAAAGUGCAUGAUAUUUAUGUUAUCUAAUUUUUUUUUUUUUUUUCUUUUUUUUUUGAAGCUUUAACAGAAAUUCAUUAGAAUGGCAAAUCGCUUUUAGAAGAUAUUGUACUCUUUAAAUUUUUUAAUUGCAAUAAUUUGAAUUAAAAAUCAAAUUAUAGCUUUCAUGGCUAUUUUACAAUUUUGCAAGUAAAUCUAUUAGACUAUAUUUGUGGUCUGAGAUAUAAAAUUAAACAUAAUGUGGCAUCUUUCUUUAAUGGAAACUUAUCAUUUGGUUUAGCUUUACCUAUAGCUAUGAAAAGCUAUUCAAAGAAUAUACUUGUCUACCUCAAAACAUAAUUUGCAACGACAAGCGAUACUUAGGACAAACUAAAAACCUAAGUCUUACUGGUUGCAUAUAACGUUAAAAGGUUUUGCUAAGAUUUAAG
This is a messenger RNA of Apis mellifera (honey bee), 3931 nucleotides long. It is a transcript of the gene Pfk, whose product is annotated as ATP-dependent 6-phosphofructokinase. Lineage: Eukaryota; Metazoa; Arthropoda; Insecta; Hymenoptera; Apidae. Gene Ontology annotation, cellular component: cytoplasm; 6-phosphofructokinase complex. Gene Ontology annotation, molecular function: fructose-6-phosphate binding; AMP binding; identical protein binding. The coding region runs from base 27 to 2675 and encodes 882 amino acids. The record is from RefSeq and is a predicted model, not a curated record. Gene Ontology annotation, biological process: fructose 1,6-bisphosphate metabolic process; fructose 6-phosphate metabolic process; canonical glycolysis. The transcript is spliced from 18 exons.